Messenger RNA from Hippopotamus amphibius kiboko, 7046 nucleotides. RefSeq names its product frizzled class receptor 4 (gene FZD4). Lineage: Eukaryota; Metazoa; Chordata; Mammalia; Artiodactyla; Hippopotamidae. The transcript is spliced from 2 exons. Gene Ontology annotation, cellular component: plasma membrane. The record is from RefSeq and is a predicted model, not a curated record. Gene Ontology annotation, molecular function: Wnt receptor activity; Wnt-protein binding. The coding region runs from base 428 to 2041 and encodes 537 amino acids. Gene Ontology annotation, biological process: canonical Wnt signaling pathway; non-canonical Wnt signaling pathway; retina vasculature morphogenesis in camera-type eye.
CCCGCCCCUCGCUGGCCACGGCGCCCGGCCAUUGGAGAGGCGCGCUGUCCGUCCCGGCCGGCCGCCGCCCAGCGAACCUCCAGCGCCGCGGAGGGCUCGGGUGGUGAGAGCGGCGGGGCGCUGGGUGCUGGCGGGCUUCGCGGAGACGCUGAGCGGACGCGGCCGGCGCCGGGUUGGGGGCUCGCCGCCUGUAGCCAUGACCCUCGCAGUCGGUCCUUCGGCCCCGACCCGGGGCGUCUAAUACCCUACACAGUCGCGCGCAGCUGCGGGAGAGCCGGCCGCUGCCCCCUCGUCGCCCUUGGCGCCUUAUCACACUCCCUUUCCCGGAGCCGGGAGCAGCGCGGGCAGCCGGCGCCCCCGUGCAAACUGGGGGUGUCUGCUGGAGCGGCCCCCGCCACCGCCGCCGCCGCCGCCCCCGGCUCUGGCCAUGGCCUGGCGGGGCGCAGGGCCGCGCGUCCGGGGGCCCCCCGGGGGCGUCGGUCUCAGCCUGCGGCUGCUGCUGCUGUUGCUGCCGCUCCUGGGGCCGGCGCGGGGCUUCGGGGACGAGGAGGAGCGGCGCUGCGACCCCAUCCGCAUCUCCAUGUGCCAGAACCUGGGCUACAACGUGACCAAGAUGCCCAACCUGGUGGGGCACGAGCUGCAGACGGACGCCGAGCUGCAGCUGACAACUUUCACGCCGCUCAUCCAGUACGGCUGCUCCAGCCAGCUGCAGUUCUUCCUUUGUUCGGUGUAUGUGCCCAUGUGCACAGAGAAGGUCAACAUCCCCAUCGGUCCCUGCGGCGGCAUGUGUCUUUCGGUCAAGAGACGCUGCGAGCCUGUACUGAAGGAAUUUGGAUUUGCCUGGCCAGAGAGCCUGAACUGCAGCAAAUUCCCACCGCAGAAUGACCACAACCACAUGUGCAUGGAAGGGCCAGGUGAUGAGGAGGUGCCCUUACCUCACAAAACCCCCAUCCAGCCUGGGGAAGAGUGCCAUUCGGUGGGAACCAACUCCGAUCAGUACAUCUGGGUGAAGAGGAGCCUGAACUGCGUUCUCAAGUGUGGCUACGAUGCUGGCUUAUACAGCCGCUCGGCCAAGGAGUUCACCGACCUCUGGAUGGCUGUGUGGGCCAGCCUGUGCUUCAUCUCCACCGCCUUCACUGUGCUGACCUUCUUGAUCGAUUCUUCCAGGUUUUCCUACCCGGAGCGCCCCAUCAUAUUUCUCAGUAUGUGCUAUAAUAUUUAUAGCAUUGCUUAUAUUGUCAGGCUGACUGUAGGCCGGGAAAGGAUAUCCUGCGAUUUUGAAGAGGCAGCAGAACCUGUUCUCAUCCAAGAAGGACUUAAGAACACAGGAUGUGCAAUCAUUUUCUUGCUGAUGUACUUUUUUGGAAUGGCCAGUUCCAUCUGGUGGGUUAUUCUGACACUCACUUGGUUUUUGGCAGCCGGACUCAAAUGGGGUCAUGAAGCCAUUGAAAUGCACAGCUCUUAUUUCCACAUUGCAGCCUGGGCCAUCCCUGCAGUGAAAACCAUCGUUAUCUUGAUUAUGAGGCUGGUGGAUGCAGAUGAACUGACUGGCCUGUGCUAUGUGGGGAACCAAAACCUUGACGCCCUCACGGGCUUUGUGGUGGCUCCCCUCUUCACCUACCUGGUGAUUGGAACUUUGUUCAUCGCUGCAGGCUUGGUGGCCUUGUUCAAAAUCCGGUCGAAUCUUCAAAAGGAUGGGACAAAGACAGACAAGUUGGAAAGGCUGAUGGUCAAGAUUGGGGUCUUCUCAGUCCUGUACACAGUGCCUGCAACCUGUGUGAUUGCCUGUUAUUUCUAUGAAAUCUCCAACUGGGCCCUCUUCCGGUAUUCUGCAGAUGAUUCCAAUAUGGCAGUUGAAAUGUUGAAAAUUUUUAUGUCUUUGCUGGUAGGCAUCACUUCAGGCAUGUGGAUUUGGUCUGCCAAAACUCUUCACACGUGGCAGAAGUGUUCCAACAGGUUGGUGAAUUCUGGGAAGGUGAAGAGAGAAAAAAGAGGGAAUGGUUGGGUGAAGCCUGGGAGAGGCAAUGAAACGGUGGUAUAAGGCCAGCCAGCCUCCACGCUUACCAGAUUUUGAAGGGGGAAUGCCAGCAUUGCGGUGCAAAUGCUACUAAAAGCUUCAUGCAGUGAAUCUCAGUUUGAACAAACUAGCAACACUUAAGUGACCCCCAUAACCCAACACCACUCUCCCCCGUCUCCCCCCAGUAUCAUAAAACGAAUGAUUUUGCUGCAGACUUUGGAAUGAUCCAAAAUGGAAAAGCCAGUUAGAGGCUUUCAAAGCUGUGAAAAAUCAAAACAUUGAUCACUUUAGCAGGUCGCAGCUUAGAGCGUGGAGGUCCUGCCUAGAUUCCAGGAGGUCCAGGGCGAUGCUGCUUUUCCCUGCAGGGUGGGAUGUGAGCUGUGAGCAGGCAGCUUGCAGGGAGAAAGAUUAACUUUUUUAACCCUUUAAAAUUUUUAAAUACUAACUGGGUCUUUCAGAUAGCAAAGUGAUCUAUAAACACUGGAAAUGCUGGGUUCAGAGAAGUGUUACAGGAGUUUUAUAGUUUGGCUGAUCUAACAUAAACAUUUUCUGUGGUGCACUGUCUGCUGUUUAGAACUCUGCGGAUUGCUCUCCCAAGAGGUGGUGUCAGAAUCUUUCAGUGCCUUUGUCAUAAAACAGAAUUGUUUGAACAAACAAAAGUACUGUACAAACACACAUAAGGUAUCCAGUGGAGUUUUCUUCUCUCUCUUCCUCUCAGAUUUCAACAGCUCUGUCCUCGGCUGCUGCUGUUUUCUCCAUUUUACAUUAAUGACUCAAAAUAGGUAUUUUUAUAGGAAUUUUUGCACUGCAGCAUGCCUAAUGAGGGGGAAAGGAAGGGCAAUUCACUUUCUUGACAUUCACUUAAUUCAGAGGAAAAUGAGAUUUACCAAGUCGACUUACCUUACCCACCCCAGAGACCGAUUGCAUUGAGCAACGGGGACUUAAUAUAUUUUACUUUGUGUGAUUGCAUCUAUGCAGACGCCAGUCUGGACGAGCUAAAAUGUUAAGUUUCUUGGCAACUUUGCAUUCACACAGAUUAACUGUGUAAUUUGUGUGUGUCAAUUACAAUUAAAAGGACAUUCUUGGACCAUGACUUAAUAGUUACUCAGCUGACUUUAAAACUAUGGUCAGCUUGCAUUCUCAGAAGGAUAGUGCCUUUUUUUCCCUUUGGUAUAAGAAUGUUAUCAGAGUCUGGUCUACUUACCACAGUGGAGACUUUUUCAAUUUUGUAGAGGGAGCUAAGGACAGCUAAUCCAGCUGCUUGGUGCAUAAUUGUUUCCUAGUAAUUGGCAAGGACUCCGUAUGAGAUUUCAUUGGAGGUAGCGUGGCCUGGAGUAUUUAUAUGGUGCUUAAUGAAUCUCCAGAAUGCCAGCCAGGAGCUUGAUUGGUUCAUAGGGAAUAAAGUGUAGACCAUAUGAAAUGAACUGCAAACUCUUAACAGCACAGGUCUUAAUUGCCUUUUGCAGAGGUAUCCAGAGCUUUUAAAAUGUAUGCUUUAUGUUCCUUGCAAGGGGGUACCUCCUAGCAGGCUUUCAAAAGUUGUGGUUCUUUUAAAAUUGUGACUGGCCUUUCUCCUAACCUGCCUGAGGCCGUCUAAUCACAAGAUCUCUGGGACAAAUUGUUGAUGAUGUCACAGGUUGUUGUCCUGGAAGUUCCUACCUGUCUUUGCUUCAGCAGCUACUUUGCGAUGACUCAUUUAUUUAUUCUUGCCCCGCCCCACUUUAAAACAGGUAGGAAAGCUCUUUUAUCACAUUUCUUUGUGGAAAAGUAUUUCCAGGGACUCAAAAUUCCAAAUAGGAGUUCAAAUUCUGGAAGUAAGCAUGUCUUUUUGUUUGUUUGUUUGAGCUUUAUGCCUCUGGUUUGACAUUUUCCUUUCUUCUUUCUCUGCCCUGGUGUGGUUCUUGAGCUGUCUGAGAUGAAGAUGCGCAUGAGGUCUGUUGCAUGUUCUAGAAGACAAAGUCUUGGGGCUUUGGACACAGGUGCUAAGUGGGCACCUGUGGCCCCUGCUGUGUGUGCUGAGCCUGAGUACCUUGGCUGGACUCUGGGUCAGGGCUCCAGGAGCAUGAGAAAUGAUCCCCGAAAGGACCAGUUGAACUCCAUCUGAGACUGCAUCGCCUAUGAAAUGCAAAAUGUGAACGCCCCGUGCUGCUUGCAGUUGGUUCCCAUAGCUGGCCGGGCCCCGGAGCGUGCACCCAGGGGCAGAGCCUGCCCUUACUCACGCUCUGCUCCAGUGUCUUGGGAGUUGUGUGGAGACUCUGGCCCAGGAAAGGGAAGAAGGACCAGGCGGGGAUUUGUAAUGCCGUCCUCUUUGUAAUAUUUCAGUGAUUGUGUGACCAAGGCAGCACCUAGCAGAGGGCCAGGCAUGGAGAGGGUGCUCAAUAUUUAUGAAUGAUGAAAUAGCAACAAUAAGAGUACUUGGGUGAACCUGGACACCCAAGUUCUGGAGCUUUUUGGGUUGUAACAUGUCCCUUCCAUAAAUCUCUUGCCUUCCCAGGGGAGGUAUAUAUGCUCAGCAGUGGUCAUUGGUGCAGAAGAGAUGAGUAGCCUUGGCAAUGUCACAGGCUUAUAGGCCGUUCCUUUCACGUUCCAGACCAUGGAGAGUCUCUACGGUUUUAAGAAAGGAGCUUUGUGGCUGAAGAGUUAGUUAUCAGUUACCUUGAAGCAAUUCCAUCACCUCUUAAGUUGGUAUUAGUUUUAAAAAAAAAAGUUACUUAUCAGCACCUUUGUUGAGCGCCAACUGUGUGUAAAGCCCUGUGUUAGGAACCUUAGAGAAUGUCAGGGAGGAUCAGUUCUGUUCUUUUAACCGACCUGGACUGGGAUGCCCCUGGGUCUGCUGAACUUUGCCAUUGGUUUCAGGAAGGAGCGGGGACUACCGAAUUGCCAUCUGUUUCACUGUCUCCAUCCCACUAACCUCUUCCUGGGUCUUUCUACCUUUAACACAUCACUCAUCCUUUCCCAGGAUUCCUUGCAAAUCUAUUUACAGGGGUUUUGCCAGAAAGCAUCAGCUCCAUUUCAUGACAACCUCCAUGGAAAUCUCCUAGGAAGAUCACGACUGUUGGCUACGAGGACAUGAGCUCCCACAUCAAAUAUGGCUUCGGGAGCUGGCAGUUUAGGGCUUGGGAUGUUCCAGUCACUCAUACAGGUGCAUUUGAGGACAGCAUCUUGCUAGGGAAAAAGGUUAGGGUUCUUUUUCUUUCUCGGAAAUCUAGGAUAAGUAGGUAUAAUUAUAGCUUCCUACAAAAUCCCUUGGCCUCAACAGGGACCAAGGGCACCUCUGUCCAACCUCCUCUCUGGCAAGCUCCCUUCUCCUCCUUCAUAAAGGCCACACCUCAGGGCAGAGGAACAUGGGGAGAGUAGAAGUGGCCAGAAUCACCUGAUGGAGCUGCUUGGUUGAUUCAUGCUCUUUUUCCUCUAUGGAGACCUGUUUCCUGAUCUCUGAGACUGCUUCUUAGUUGGCAGCUUACUCAGGGACCUGAAACAGGAGAAGGGGUGACACUUUUUAUUUCCCUGAGAUGCUCUCUGACUUUGCUUUCCCCUGGCUGUUCCUCCCCUGCAUCCCCAAACCUGGAACCAGGGAAACUUCUGUAUCCAUGUCCUGAAUUGUGACAUUACCAGCACCCCCAGCUCUGUCCUCUCUGGCCCCCCUCAGCCUCCUGGUCACUGAAUACAGUAUUGGGAACCAAGCUGGGACCUGUGGGUGUAAAGAGGAACUCGACAGCCUCAGCCCUGGAAGGCAGACUCAGCUUAAGAGGAUUUCACCAGGAUGGUGCAAGCUUCGGCUUCUAGCAAGGUGGCCACAGCAGCAGUUAGGGGAGAGGGCUGUGGCGCCCAGACUCUGGAAGGAGCCCCCAGGAUCAAUCUAUUAUACGUCCUGCAUUUUAUUCUGUGAUGGAGGAGAUUGGAGAGAGUUGUUAUUCCAGCCAAUGAUGUUGAAUCGUUGGACUCUAACAGUUCUUUUUGUUCCUUUAUUGUACUUGGGUUCAGAGUCCCCGUCUGGGUUUGUAUUAUGUCUGGCAAAGGACCUGGGUUCUCAUUUUUCUUCUGGGCCUAGGUUGUAGAUCUUGGAAACUCCUAGGAGAGCAUUUUGCUCCUACCAAGGAUCAGAUACCAGAGCCUUAAAUAAUGGAUUUUGUUUCGCUGUGGCCUGGUCAGAGCUGUCUGCUGCUGCCUCUUGCCACCCACAAGUGCAGUGAUGGCCCACUGGGCGUUACGCGGAGGGAAGUGAACCCCGGAUUCCCCCCAACAGGCCUCUUCCCCUUGGUAAACCCAGCUGCCUGUUUCUGUUUCUGAUUUGCCUUGUUUCCUUUCUUCUUGCACCAGCAAAUUCCCAGUAUUCACCCAGGCAACGUGUAGAGGGCCUGCUUGGGGUCCUAGGAGCUGUGUCCUCUAAGCUUUUGCAGCUCCCUGCUUGCCUACAAUAUGCAGUACAUGACCACUGUCAUCCCAGAAGGCUUCUGAGGAGGGAGCGAGAGCCCCUACCCGCUGGAGGCCAGGUCCAUCUGCUCUCCCAGAUGUGCACCUCCCCGCAUCCUGCUGAGGGCUCGGGCUGGCGUGGCUGUGGAUUUUGGGAAGGAGAGGCUGCUUUCCAGGUCUCUCCCAGUGGGGCAUCUAGGUGGUCCUGAAUUUUUUCCUACCUCACAGGGAUGUUGUGAGACUUUAGAAGGGAUGAAGACAAAGGCCCCUUGAGCUCUUUUAGGAAAGGUGGAAUAAAUAUCAGGUGUGAUCUAUGCAGAGAUGAAAUUUGGCCUGCUGGUGUGGCAGACAAGCUCGUGCUCUGUGGCCUUUCCUGGGCCCCUGUGCCACCUGCAGCUCCAACCACCUCGAGGCCAACCUGAGGGACCUUCAGAUGUUCGACAUAGAGGUACCAGGCAAACCCCUACUACAUGCCCUGAAUGAAUUGCUGAACGUCAGAGGACACGGACCCUGCUUUUGAGGAUGUACAAACGUAUGUCUGCAUUGAUGUCUGUACUGUAAAUUUCUAAUUUAUCACUGUACAAAAAAUAAAAAAUAAACUUUGCUAUUUAAUUUU